Molecule: messenger RNA, 5580 nt
Organism: Brugia pahangi
Lineage: Eukaryota; Metazoa; Nematoda; Chromadorea; Rhabditida; Onchocercidae
Source: the annotation of a GenBank genome assembly
AUGUCUGAUACCUGCAAGGAAGAGGAAGCGCAGGUGGGAGAACAUCAUCAUACAGAGGAGGAAUGGGAAACUGAUAAUAAGGAUUCUUCGAGUAACAAACAAACGACGACUCGAGACUCAGGGAUACCGCAGCAGGCUUUACAAACAUCUGCGGACAAUAAGAAUAUAAGUGGAGACGGGGAUGGUUUUUUACUAAAAAAAAUUAUUGUUGACGACGAACGCCAUUCAAGAGAAAGCGUUAGUAUUGUUGAAGAUGCAGUUAUUGGUUUAUCAUAUCAGGAUCAUAAUUAUGGAAGACGAUCUGGAAAUGCACAGAAAAAUGAUGGGGAAAAUGGCGAGAAAUUUCCUAUCAUUGGUGGACUUGCUUCUUAUAUCGGAAAUGAAAUCAGUAAAGUCCCUGCGGGUCAUCACUUUCGUGAUACAAACUUGGGACAUUUCUCAAGAUCGCACAACAGUGGGACGCAUUAUCGAAAGAUUUCGGGGAUGGAUUCACGUACAUCUUGUAGAAUCUAUUCUGGUGGCAUGGGUGGAUGUCGAACGAGUCAAAUGCGAAGGUUACCAGCUUCUACUGAACAGAUAUUUCCCCGACAAACCUCGAUCAUUGCUACUCAGAAUUACCGAAUACAUCGUCGAGGAGUAACUCAAAUAUCGGCUAAUAGUCAUAGUGAUAUAUUGUUCCGCUCACGUCACUUUGUCAGUUCCGGUGGAACAUUUGCAACAUCAGCAUCGUCGAACAAAAGAGUUCUUCGACCAGCACAUCCUCCAAAUCCUGUGUUAUCAACUUGCCAUCAAAGCAUACGUCAGAUAAUUCCUGCUAGUAAAUCAGUUUCGGCAACAAUGCCUGCUUAUGCAAUGGCAGUUAAUGCAACAGGUGCAGAUUCUGAAACACAUGCCACGGACAUGAGUGUCGGUUUGGCGCCGUUCCUCGUACCAUCUCGACGGCCUCGUCCCGUUGUCCGGAACCGAGCGCGAGCAUCAAGUCAACCAGAUAAAGGAACAGAGCUGUUAAUACAAAAACUUGUUGCCAGUGAUCAGCAGGCAGACAAUGCUCUUCACGCUGAAAAGCAGCCGUCUAACGUUUUUACUGCUUCUGGACAACAUCUUCCGAAAAAUGUGAUCCGUAGCAGUGGAAUUGUCAAGCAGCAGUAUAUUAUGGCAGAGCCUCUUGAACCUUGUCAUGUCCCUCGUCUUCAGCAUUCUGCUCAGCAGCGUGCAGUUCCAAAUGAUUUGGUAAUAAGUAUGGUUGUGGAUGAAAAAUUAUCACCGGAAAGUCUUCAUAAUUCAGCAGUUCAUUGUAAAGAAGAAGAGCAGAAAGCAUUUUCACAGAGCCAUCUUUCUAGUGAUUCUCGUGAAUCGAUUUAUGUCAAUAGCGAUAGCGGAAUGCAUGAUCUUCAACAAACCGCUCAAACUUCUACAGUCCUUUCUCAUCGUUUGCAGCAAGACAUCGGAAAAUAUGUUGAGGAGCAUUAUCGAAAGUCACAGAAGGAUUCAUUCGUCGCUAAUUCUCGUCAUCUUUUUACUCGACAACUCGAUGAGCUCCAAAUACGACAGUCCAGACUCUGUCAUUCCGAAACCUCUGCAUCCGACAGCACCAAGAAAAUGAAAGAAAUGGAUCGCUUCGGUCAGCAGUCUGUAAUAAAUGUUUCAGGUUUUACUCUCUAUCGACAGAAAUCAGUAUCACCGGGACAUGUCGCAUUUAAUCAAAAUCGUGGGUUUGAUUCACGGCAUUCAACAUCGGUUGAGAUAGAGACGCCCGUGUUGCCAUCCAAAAACAGAACAGAAAGUGAUGAUAUCCAAACAGCAUCUGACGGUGAAGUUACUUUGAAAAGAUUUGAUCAUGGAACUCCCUCAGUUGAAGAUAUCUUGAGUGGAGAAGGACCUGUAUUUAACGAAGUAUGUAAUGAGGUUGUGGAGCAGCGUAUUUCUGUUGCAACGCGUUCAUCAAUUAGCGGGGCUGAGGAGGAGACGAGUGUGAAUGAUAAUGUUGAUGAAAAAGAAACAGAAGAUGAAGGUUUUCGAACCACCAUAGUAACCACGGGUGUAGAUUCAUCAUCAAACAGCAACAGUGAAGACGACUGGGAAGAGGAAUACACUACACGUUGUUACUGUGGUUUGAAUCAUAACGAUGAAUUCAUGAUACAGUGUGAUGUGUGCAAUGUAUGGCAACACGGCAAAUGUGUGGGUAUUGAUCGACGUCGAGUACCAGAUACUUAUCAGUGUGAAGAAUGCAAUCCACGUUUGUUGAAACUUAGCAAAACUCAGGCACGGGAGAUGCAGUUAAAAAUACUUGCUCGAUAUCGCAAAGAAAAGGAAAAAAAACGUCGUCAAAGAGCUAAAGGGCGCUUUAAAAAGAGAAUUCAGGAAAAAUCUGGUGAUCCUGCAUUACUGGAAGCGUUGCGAAAUGGUGAGGGUGUAAGUGUUAUGUAUGUUACACAGUUGUCUAUGGGAUUGGUUUCGACACGGCUAUACCAUGCUGAUGAGCCGGUAAUAUAUAUUUGUGGGCGUGUAUCGCUUCCCUGUGAAUGUCAUGGUCGAGAAGAGCCGGGAGUAGUCAUACCUUUUGUCACGUUGUAUAGUCACCUAGUAGUUGAGGAAAGCAAAGAUCCUAUACCCAUUUGUAUUGACGCUCGUCGCUUCGGUUCGAAAGCUCGGUUUGCUCGUGCAUCUUGCCGACCAAAUAUCAAAAUGCAACAUUUCUUUUUGAACGGCAAAUUGCAUAUUAUCGGUAUUGCUGUUGGGAAUAUCGAACGUGGUGAAGAGAUCACUGUUCCAUUUGAUGACGAUUACUAUUUGUCAAAGACGAAGCUAAUUUGCGCUUGUUCAGCAGACGACGAGCAUGAUGGCAAUGUGGAUUGUUUAGUCCGCAACUUUAAUCGAAUGCUUGAACAAAAACAAAAUUCAAUUAGCGAUAAGGCUUUAAACACAGCUUCGAAUCCAAUGAUAAAUUUUGAUACUACCUCAGAAGAUCAUACCGAAAAGCAAUAUGUGGAUGUAGAGGUCGGAAAAGUUCGGGCACUUAUGAAGUCUAGAAAUACUACAAGUGGAUCUCGAUAUUCUUCAGUAACAUUUUUAUCCAGAGUGACUGCAUCUGAUUAUAUUGGUGAAGUUAAUACAAUGGUCGAAACAGCAACGGCUGUAACACCUACUACAGAAGAUGAGAAUACAAUCAAUAAGGAUGUAUUACCAGAGAGCUCUGUAGAAAUACAGCUCCAUACUCGAACUACUGUAAAUGGUUCUUCACGAAAAGCUCGAAAAAAGCGACCAAAGAUAUCCAGCACUACAUUAUACAGGAGAAAAGGUGGCAUCAAAUUACGCUGUCGUGGAGCAGCUAAUUAUAGAACUAUGGAAAUACGACAAGAAGCAUACACAAAUGAUGAAAGUAUUGGUGUCAGCAAGGGCAUGGCGAAUGUCGACAACUCACUAAAAAAAGAAACUUGCUUAUUUAGUGACAAAACGAGUUUGAAAGUAGAGGAACAGUAUAAGGAAAAGCGGCAAGUUGGAUUAAGUAAAGAGUACGAAGGACAGUUCAUGGAAUCGGGUAAAUUUAUCACGGAAAAAUUGCGAGCACAUGCAGAUGCUGAAGAAGGGAUUGAAAAUGUGCAAAAAUCAAGUGCAGUAGAGGCAGGACCGGUUGUUGCGAAGAAUGUUGGGAGACCCAGAAAGAAACGGCGAUCUAUUAGUGCAAGAGUUGCUGAUGUAGUUAAUUGGGCAGGGGAAACUGAUGGAAAUGAAGACCUGGUUGUUUUGGAUAGUUCAGCAAUAAAGAUGCAUAGUAAAAGAAGCGAUUUGCUGGAGAAAAUUGAACGUGUAAAUUAUAUGCUUCCCGAGGAGCGCAAUAAAUCUCGAGAAGAACGCAAAGUGUUACAAGAGCUUGCGCUGUUUGAACGCAUGCAGCAGCGUGAGGCAAGGCGUCAGCAACAUGUAGUCUCUGCACGCGGAUCUGGAAAUACCGGAGGCACGCGCUGUAGUGCUUCAUCCGCUAAUAACCCAUUGCUGGAUUCUGCAAAAGUUGCGAAGGUUACGGAUAGUGCAAAUGAUGGGAGCAACUCAAGAAGCAGACAGCGGUACCAGAGUAGCACAAAAAAGGCUAAAAAUGCUAAAGGCCGACGUCGUGUAGCAAGCUCUGAAUGCUCUUCAACGGCAGCGCUGAAACGAAGUCGUACGAUGAGCGAAGGUGCAAAAUGGCGAGAGAAGUCUGAAGCAGAGCAAGGUUUAAACAAUAAUUUGGUUAGAAAGGCAAUCUCUUUUUCCCCUCGUGCUCAAAACUUCAUCACUGAACUAAACUCAGAAUCCAAAAUGAACGAAAGCGUGGAAGAUGUGAUUGGAAUGGUAGAAAGGCGAGAAUUGGAUGUGUCCACUAAUAAUACCACUGUGAGUUGCAAAAGUUCUUUGCUAUGUGCAAAGCGAGAAAUUCAAAACGCAGAUCCCAUUCAGGACAGCGGCAUGGCUACUUGCUUUACCAAUGAGAAGCAUAUAAAAUACGAGGUAGAGCCACUGCCGAAAAGAAGACGUGAAAGUCAUGGUAUAAAUAACAAAAGUGAUUCAGAUGUGCCAGGAAAAGAAUUAUACGGCUCAAAGCUCGACUGUACUGAUUCGUCGUUUGUUCUUAAACAAGGCAAAUUAUUUGUGUACUUCAAUGUACAAAAAUUGAUAUCUGUUCGAUUUAUUACAGAACAAAUUCGUGCUUUGUUCCGUAAGAUGGUUGAAAUUGAGGCCACUUGUAAACCAUCGGAUUUUUCGUUGGAUUUCCAAAAGUUGAAGGUAGUUCAGCUCCCUUUAACUUCUUUGCAUUCUGAAUGUGGCAAAAAUCAAAUGAAGGUUGCUGAAGCUCCUAAGAAGAAGAUGUCACUGGAUGAAUAUAAAAGAAGGAAGAGCUCAAAAACUACUGCCGAUUCAGAGAAAACACCUGCAAUUGCUAUCGAAAAGACAACAGAAGACAAUGAGUAUAAACAGAUGCCAUUAUCCCGUUCUUUCAUUCCAUUAAUGACUGCUAGUGGUAUUGGAAAACGCACUUCACUUCGUCUUGGUGCUCUUCCUGAUCCUGUACAGUUACGCGCAACUCCAACGCUUUCAAUUGAUGACCUGAAACGUCGCAUUUAUCGACGAACGACAUCUUCAAAUACAGUAACCUCUAAUCCUGAUGGUUUGUCACUUUCUUCCUUAGUGCGGAAGAAUGCUUCGCAUACCUCACCAGGACAGUGCUUUGAGGAAGGACCAGUUUCAUAUACAUCCUCGUUUUCAUCAACAUGGCGAAGAGAACUGCCGUCAACCGUAGCUUCCAAUAAAGACAAGAGACUCCCACUCGAAGAGCGAUUACGCCUAGUACUGGGCUGUGGUGAAAGGUACGCUGGUAAGUACAGUUCAUCUGUAUCUCCACCAGCUGCUCCUCCACCACCUCCACCGCCUCCUCCUCCUCUUCCUAUCAAGAAUUCAGAGAUACCAAAAUUGAGAUGCGACCUCUCUGCUGAUGUUCAUUCAGAUAUUCCUCUACCGCCACCACCACCGAUGCCUACUCCAUCUUGCAGUCAACCUGAUCAAUGUUCAUGUGAAGUGCAUGCUUUUGGACCCCGUAGAGGCUGA